UCAAUUAAUUGCAUUCUGUAUUAUUAUAAUAAAUGACUGUUACCCUUCAUAUAUCUCUUCUCCAUCAUAGUUGAUCUCCUUGACUCUUGUAGUAUGGAGUGAUUCCACUGAGACCUUGAAACCAGCAUCACCAUUGGACCCCAUGUGUGACUUGUGGGCGGAUCAAGACCAAUUAAUAUUGCGGGGGUGUUAGCAACAGAAAUCACGCAAACAAGGGCGGGGCUCAUAGACAAGCAAAAGAAGAGGCUCUGAAGAGGCAGCAGUACAAGCAAAGUUAUAUUUGAAGCAGCAGCAAUUACAGCUUAAGUAAUAAUGGCAGAAAACACAAGUCCAGCUAUCACUAUGACUUGUGAGGUUUGUUCAGAGUAUUACACUGACCCCCUCAUGCUUCCCUGUCUUCACUCAUUCUGUAAGAAGUGUCUAAUAAAAGCUAAAGAGAAGCAAGAUAGUGCUGAUACCUCAUUAAAGUGUCCAACGUGUGACACUAGCGUUAAUUUACCUGAUGGUAAAAUUGAAGGCCUGACUCAAAACCUUUGGUUUGAACAUGAAUCAAAAGAGGCUUCGAUCAAAAAGAAGAUUGUUAGCAAGGAAGCAAUAUCGUGCGAUAAAUGUAUCGUUGAUGAUUCCAGUGAUGCAGCUGUCGUGUAUUGCUGUGAUUGUGGCCAGUUUCUGUGUGAUCAUUGUAAGAAAAGUCAUAAAAGAAGCAGGAUAGAAGCAAAUCACAAGCUAAUUGAUCUAGAAACAAAGGAAUCCAUCAAACUGCCUACUGUUAAGCAUAAAGAGGGAUAUUGUGAUCGGCAUACAGAUCAAAAGCUGAUUUACUAUUGUAACAAUUGCGAGAAAUUAGUCUGUCCUAACUGCCUGCCUAUCAAACACAAGGAUCACAACAUAGAAGAUUACAUUGAUGUAGGAGAAACAGCACGUAAAGCAUUAAAGGAAAGUGUUGCUAGUUGUGCUGGAGUCAUUCCUCCAGUCACUGAAGCUAUUGCUAAUGGAGAGAAGAUGCUAGAGCAGAUAGCAACACGUAAAGAAGAAGUAAGGCAGGAAAUCAAGGAAAUGUUUGAAGAGCUUAAAGCUGCUUUAGAAAAGAGAUGUAAUGCUCUACUAAUGGAGACAGAAGAGAUUGCUAGUGCUAAGAGGAAUUCUGUUAAGAAGCAGUUGGACGGGUUUCGUAAACUGGUAAAACAGGUUUCUCAUGGUCGUCAUCUUGCAUCAUCAGUGAGUGAGCGUACUGAUCCAGGUGAAGUUCUCAGUGUUAAGAAGCUAAUCACCAAUCAACUAGAGGAAUGCAUUGAAGAGUAUAAGAAACUACCUCUAGAAAUAGAAGACAAAGGAGCCAUUUUAACACGUCUAGAUACAUCUAUUUUAAGUAAAGAAAUCAAUGAGUUUGGAAGUGUUUUUGAGUUUGAGCAGCUUGACCCAUCAAUUUAUUCCAUUGAUAGUGGGUUAGCUAUUCCAUUGGCAACAGUAAAGAAAGAAAGGAAAUUCAAAGUGUCUCUACCAGCAGGCAUUGAUAAAGCAGCAAGCUAUUUGAAGGCUUCCUUUAUCAAAAGUGAUGGUAGUAAAGAGGAGGGUAGAGUUGUUAUAGUUAAUGAUAACAACACAGCCAUUGUAUCAUGCACAUCUCAAAGUAUUGGUGGGUAUGAACUAUCAGUGACUGUAAGAGGUCACCAUAUUAAAGGUAGUCCUUAUCAACUGUCAGUAAAAGCAUCAAGAGACUAUACCGCACUAACUAACCAGAGAUCCUUUAAUGUGGAGAAUUAUACAGGUGGUGUUGCUGUUCAUACUAAUGGUGAAGUAUUUGCUAGUAGUCAUGAUGGGUUUGUUCAGGUAUUUAGUGAGGAUGGUACUGCAGUAAGAAGGAUUGGAUCUAAAGGUAAUGGUAAUGGACAGUUCGAAUGUCCUUGGGGUUUAUUGCUGGUAGGAGACAGGCUCUAUGUGUCUGAUGAUACUCUUAAUCGUGUGCAGUAUUUCUCAGCUACUACUGGUCAGUAUAUUGGUCAGUUUGGUAGUGAAGGUAAUGGCAAUGGACAAUUCUCUAAUCCUCAUGGUAUGUCUACUGAUGGUAAAGGUAAUAUAUUAGUAGCUGAUUACAACAACAAUAGAGUACAAGUGUUUAAAGAAGAUGGUACAUUUGUACAAGUCAUACAAUGUGAUGGUAAUGCAUUUGAUGUAGCAGUUGAUAACAAAGGAAAGAUACACGUUACAUUUUACAAUAAUCUCGGUCAUGUUCAAGUCUUCUCUCCUGAUGGUAAAAUGCAUCUUGAUACAUACAAUAAUCCUCAUAGUGGCUCUGAGUAUCUUCAAGGUAUUGCUGUUGAUGAUGAUGGACAUAUCUUAGUAUUGACUUACGAGGGUAGUAGCAAGUCUUGUGUUUAUGCAUUGAGUCCUGACGGGAAAGAAGUCGAAUUAAUCUCAGGAUUGAAUGAUCCAUUUGGUAUAGCACUGGAUAAGGAUGGAUAUAUUUAUGUUGCUGAUUAUAGCAACAAUUGUGUAAUGAAAUAUUAA
Molecule: messenger RNA, 2508 nt
Organism: Amphimedon queenslandica
Lineage: Eukaryota; Metazoa; Porifera; Demospongiae; Haplosclerida; Niphatidae
Product: E3 ubiquitin-protein ligase TRIM71-like
Exons: 2
Coding region: 313-2508 (731 amino acids)
Molecular function (GO): protein binding; zinc ion binding
Source: RefSeq, a predicted model, not a curated record